Messenger RNA from Caenorhabditis elegans, 121 nucleotides. The record is from the annotation of a RefSeq genome assembly. NCBI's taxonomy places the organism in Eukaryota, Metazoa, Nematoda, Chromadorea, Rhabditida, Rhabditidae.
AUGCCGGCAUAAUGCCGGUUUUUGGAGCACGGCAUAUGCCGUUAUGCUGAUUUGAAAAUUCACGGCAUAUGCCGAAAAUGACGUUAUGCCGAAAAAUAAAAUGACCGGCAUAACGGCAUAA